AUGGGGGUGAAAUCGGACAUGUUUCAGAUAACACUGUACCUCACCUUCCCUGUGACUAUAUUCUGGAUUGCCAAUCCGUCCCAGUGGUUUGAGGACCUCAUACAGCGAAAGAAGGAGCUGUGGCCACCUGAGGAGAAGCAGUGCCAACAGCUAGAAGAAUUCAAAGGGAAGAUGAGGAAGCAACAGGAGAAGCUCCUUCCGGCUGCCCAGCAGAGCUACUGA
Messenger RNA from Phyllostomus hastatus (greater spear-nosed bat), 222 nucleotides. RefSeq names its product protein PET100 homolog, mitochondrial-like. Gene Ontology annotation, biological process: mitochondrial respiratory chain complex IV assembly. The record is from RefSeq and is a predicted model, not a curated record. The transcript has a single exon. NCBI's taxonomy places the organism in Eukaryota, Metazoa, Chordata, Mammalia, Chiroptera, Phyllostomidae. Gene Ontology annotation, cellular component: mitochondrion; mitochondrial inner membrane. Bases 1 to 222 code for a protein of 73 amino acids.